This is a messenger RNA of Auanema sp. JU1783, 1011 nucleotides long. The record is from the annotation of a GenBank genome assembly. NCBI's taxonomy places the organism in Eukaryota, Metazoa, Nematoda, Chromadorea, Rhabditida, Rhabditidae.
AUGCGGCCGGCAAAAACCAGAGCUGAAAAGACUCAGCAAGUGUCUGACUCUACGGAUCGAACCGUUUUACCUAAUGUUAUUUUGGUGCAAGAUAAAUUACCAGGAGCGCUUGAAAUUCGUACGCAACCGGAAAUGUACUAUUACAAAUUAAUGAAAGAAGAGCGUCCAGAUCUGAUUAUUGAUCCGUCUGUAGUCACUAAAGAAGACAUAGAACUCCUAUGUCGUUAUAAUGGAGAUCGUACGGAAUUACAAGAGAAUGACAUCAUCUAUGCUGAUAACGAUCAUGACCCUGAAGACAAGGUUUAUACACGCUAUGAAAUUCUUCUGCAAUAUAAUGAAGGAAGAUAUUCCGGAGUGUACUUAGUGCAGAAAAGAUCGAACACCAAAGGAAAAAGCAAAAAUCUUUAUAUGUUGAAGCUUGGAUUAAGACGAAAUGGCCAAAAACAAAAGAUUUCCCUCUUGAGGGAAAUUAAAGUUCUGAAAGAGCUUUCUCAUGCAGCCAAGUCAGACAACAGCAAUUUCCCCGUACUCGUUGACACAGGCAAAGUGUGUGAUAUGGAGUUCAUAGUGUUGACGCUGUUUGAUAUGAAUUUGGAUAAACUAAGGGAAUCCAUAGGUGGCUCAUAUUCCCCUGCAUCAGCUCUUUUCCUCGGCUAUCAAUGUCUUACAUGCAUCAUGGAAUUGCAUUCGAAAGGAUUCAUUCAUCGCGAUAUCAAACCCUCCAACUUCUGCAUAGGACUGCAGCCCAAUAAUAGAAAAGUGUUCAUGAUUGAUUUUGGAGAAGCUGUCCCUUCUGGUAAGAAUAUUCGUGCUGGAACUCCGGAUUACCUGACAUUGCCCUAUUAUAGUCUUGGCUGCCAUAAAAACAAGGCGACAACAGAACACUUUGACUACGAGAGCUGGUUUUACAUGUUAUUGGAUUUUUUAAAAGCGAAACCGAUGGAUUGGAAGAAUUUGACAAAUGAGGAGCAAGUUGUGCAUCGAAAAGAAAAGUUCUGGAAUGGUAUGUAG